Messenger RNA from Diabrotica virgifera virgifera (western corn rootworm), 7843 nucleotides. It is a transcript of the gene mahj, whose product is annotated as protein mahjong. Lineage: Eukaryota; Metazoa; Arthropoda; Insecta; Coleoptera; Chrysomelidae. Gene Ontology annotation, cellular component: Cul4-RING E3 ubiquitin ligase complex; nucleus. The coding region runs from base 384 to 4769 and encodes 1461 amino acids. Gene Ontology annotation, biological process: protein ubiquitination. The transcript is spliced from 27 exons. Gene Ontology annotation, molecular function: protein binding. The record is from RefSeq and is a predicted model, not a curated record.
AAGCAAAUGUCAACUACAAGUUGACAACUUAAAUACUAAGUAACCAUGGAGACUGAUUUCUUCACUAUGAAAAGUAGUUCUUGAAAACAAUGCUGUUGGCAGCCAUAGCAUCAAUCAAGCACAAGCGAGAGAAAGAGAACAGAAAAGUUAAGAAAAAAAUAGUAUGGGGAAGUGUAUUUUUAUAGUUUAAUCACAUUUCUUCUAAAUGUAGACAUUUAUUGACUUAAUUUUUGAGGUUUAAGUGUAACUUUUUUGUGUUUUUGGGGUGUUGUCUCAGUGUUUCCAGUUUUUGAAAUAUUUCAUCAUAAAAACAGAAUCUCGAAAAAAGUUAGGUUAAGCAAAACUACCUCAUGCUUUGAUGAAAAUAGUAAGGAUUUAACACCAUGGCAUCAAAUAAUACCAAUGUUUCGGCUGUGAUGAGUGAGGUAGGCCUCAUCAUAAAAAAAUGGGAAGACGAGCAACAUCAACAUAUGUAUGAUCCUGUCCCAACUUUGACCAGGUUGGCAGAAAUAGUAGAAGUAGAGACUGAAAAUUACUUAAAGAUGGAUCCUGAUCCUUUCGAUGAACGUCAUCCUUCACGAAUAGAUCCCCAUUGCCUUUUAGGUCAAGUUUUAAAAGUGAUUUUUAAGAAAGAUAAUUUUAGUAGCAAACUUAUUAACGAUUACCUUCGCGACACAUAUUAUUCCAGAAAUGGGGUUAGCGGGAGAGAUGUGGAUCAGUUGAACAUUGCUGCAUGUAGGUUAUUGCUUGAUAUCAUGCCAGGAUUGGACACUACUGCAGUGUACCAGCCCGAAUCAGAUAGUCUGAUCCACCGCCUAAUAAAAUGGGUAAUGAACUCCGUUGAGCCUCUCCAAAGUUACGCCACAGGUCUUCUCGGAGCCGCUAUGGAAAUUCCGGAAAUAGCAGCUCGGUUCAGAGAACAGAAUGCAAAAUUGGUGCCCCUUUUGCUGCAGAGACUUAGGAGAUUAAAAACCAGUUCAGGAUUUGCUCCGCCCACUAGCAGACCUUUCGCCCAUCUCUCUGCAAUGAGAUCACCGCCUUAUAGAGGAGAUGGAAGGAUUACGUCGGCAGUACGAUCUAUUGCUAGAGAAAAUGGUAUUCAUUCGGCAGAGAAUUCACAGACUGGAAGUCCUUCCACUGCAAGAGAAUCAACAGAUCUAGAAAAUGACAGGAAAAGGAAAAAGAGCACAGAAACACAAACACCUUUAAACUUACAGAACGACAUUUUAGAGACCGUCGAUCCUGAAAUAAUACCUCCUGCGAAAAAACGACAACGGAUAGAGCGAUCCAAUUCAACGACAGACCAGUUUACAGAGCCAGUAUACCUAGGAAGCCCCCAAAAAUCCAGCACCCUCUUUGCUGAAACCAGCAACUCUUCGUGGGCGGAACUGGAGAGUUUUAUGAUAGGCACACUUCAAAUUUUCCCGCCAAACCUCGCCACGAGACAAAUACUAAUAUUGAGAUAUUUGACAUCUAUAGGAGAUCAACAAGAAUUCCUUAGUCAUGUUUUCGAACACGACGCUUUAGAAUUAAUAUUAUGUUACAUCAAUGUCAGAGUUACCAAAGAAGCACGACUAGCAUUUGAAGCCUUGAAGUAUCUUUCAGCCUUGCUCUGCCACAAGAAGUUUUCCAUUGAAUUUAUCCAGUGUAAAGGACUAGAGAUAGUACUAGAAAACAUUCCCCGGCCGUCCAUAGCAGCCACAGGCGUAUCGAUGUGUUUUUACUACUUGGGUUACUGCGAAGAGGCCAUGGAAAGGGUCUGUUUGUUGCCAAAACACGUCAUUAGCCACUUAGUCAAGUACGCUCUGUGGUUGUUAGAAUGUGCUCAUGACUCUGGAAGGUGCCAGUCGAUCAUGUUCUUUGGUUUGACGUUCCAAUUCAAAGUUAUCGUGGAUGAGUUCGAUCUGCAGGAUGGGCUGAGGAAACUGCACAACGUGAUCGCAACGUUGCCAAUUUUACAUCCAGAUUCCGAUAGAGCAUUAUUGAAUGAAGAAGUUGAAAUAUCUUAUCGACAAAUCGUAAGGCACGUUUGCGUGGCUUACCGAAGGUAUCUAGAAGUUCAUUUAUACCAAAAAGUGGAGUCGAUCAGACGAUCGCAGUUGAGGCCUAACGAAAGACUGGCAACAAUGCUUCAACCAUCAUUUAAGGCAUGUAAAUCAUCCCCUGAAGAAAUCCAACAACAAAUCGACAUGCUGUUUCAAAUAAUGCCGUACAGAAGCCACUGGCACCCUGUCGAUCAGCUGCUCAAACUCGGUGGCAUCACGUUACUUUUGAAAAUUAUAGCGUUCGCCUAUGAGUGGAACUAUAGCGGACGAGCGGAGACGGUCAGGAGUGCUUUGGAUGUUUUGGCGAUUUCUUGCGUGAUGCCCAAAGUUCAGUUGUUGUUCUGUGACAGGGUGGACUUGCCAGAAGAAACUUUAACUGUGGGUAUUAACAUCAUAUUGGGCGCUGCAGAAGGUGAGAUUGUUGCGGAUGCCGAUGUUCAAAAAGCUGCAUUGAGGGUUAUAGGAAACUGCGUCUGUGCGCCAAUAAGUAGGGUUGGCGGUACACUUGGUCGAUUUUCUUCGGGAACAACGAGCUCCCCGAACAAAAAAUUGAAGUACAAGAGCUCCGAGGACCUCAUCCAGAAAGUAUGGGAUUGCGUACGUUCCAACAGCGGUAUAAUGGUGCUCCUUCAGCUGAUGCAAGUUAAAACGCCCAUAACAGAUGCCGACUGCAUCAGAACGCUGGCGUGCAAAGCUUUGGCAGGUCUAGCCAGAUCAGAAACGGUGAGGCAGAUAGUGUCCAAGUUGCCUUUAUUUACAAGUGGGCAGUUGCAAGGUCUAAUGAGGGAUCCCAUUUUACAAGAAAAACGACAAGAACACGUACUCUUUCAAAAGUACGCGUUAGAGCUGCUGGAGCUACUCUCAGGUCAAGGAAGACACACGGACAACAAUUUAGAGGCAUCUUUAGCUAACAUACACAGAGCAAGCGUCGUAGCUCAAACGAAGAUACAGUUCAAUGAUAGACAGUUACUUCAACUCAUUCAUCAGCAUUUGGUCCAGAAGGGUUGUAUAGACACUGCUGGACUGCUGGUAAAGGAAGCUAAUCUAAGUCAUGCUAUAACAUCUGUAAGUUCACAGCAUCCGACCAGAUUUAGAUAUUCAUCUACAUUGACACCUUCUAGAGUAAGUCGACUGUCAAUUUCUUCGCCUAAACCACCUCCAAUAACUCCAUCCACGGACAGCACACUUGCACUGAACAAUUCACAGAAUGCAUCGUUGUCUAUCAAAUUGAUCAAAAAAUCUCAAACAUUACCAACGUUUCCAACGACUCCAACCCACAAUUCCCGCCUUCAGAAACAGACCAGCGGAGAACCGCAAAUUUGGGGCGGAAUGCAUGAGGAUGUGUCUCCUUCUUCGGAGCAACCGAGAGUAACGUUAGAUUCGAUCAUCACCGAAUAUCUCACCAACCAGCAUGCCUUGUGUAAAAACCCCAUGGCUACCUGUCCGCAAUUUAACUUAUUUGUACCUCAUAAAUGCCCCGAUCCCAAACCCAGGAUAACCACUGCCAACAACUAUGUGCUGAGAAGUGCCCGAAAACAAAUAGGAUAUAACUCGAAAACCAUGGAUCGGAGGUUCGUCCACUCCAGAUUUUGUCCAGUACAAACUAUCAAGUCCUCAAUGGAAGAGGGAUUCUUUACGUGUGCCAAAUUUAUGCCCGGACAAAAGACAUUAGCUGUAGGAGAUUACAAUGGAGAAGUCCACAUCUUCAACCUACACAAAGGAAGCGUAGUCAACUUAUUCGCUGCCCACGAUAACUACAUAGUUAAUAUUGAACCAAAUAGGACGGGUGAUUUUAUGCUUACCAGCUCUACGUGGGGGUCACCUGUCUCCGCUUUAUGGGAUUUGAGUAGUUUCUCAUUGAAGAUGACUUUUAACGAAGAAGAGCAUGUAGAAUUUAGUAAAGUUACCCAAGAAAAAGUGAUAGGAACAAAAGGAGAGAUAGCCACGAUAUUCGAUAUCAACACAGGACAGUCGUUAAUGAAACUUACACCCCGAAUAUCUAAUCAAUAUACUAAAAACAAGGCCACCUUUAGCUACAAUGACGAAUUAGUAUUAUCAGAUGGUGUUCUUUUUGAUGUAUCGUCCGGAAAACCCAUCCACAAACUGGAUAAACUUAAUCCGAUACAAAGUGGAGUGUUCCACCCCAACGGACUAGAGAUAGUAUCAAAUACUGAAGUCUGGGACAUUAGGACAUUCCACCUUUUAAAGACAGUUCCUGUUCUUAAUCAGUGUUCCAUAAUCUUUUCUCCCGUAAACACUGCUAUAUAUGCGAUAGCGUUGGAACAAGAGAUGGAUGAUGGAGAUUCAGCGUUCGAUACAAGUUUUAAAACUGUGGAUGCCAUCGACUACGCCAGUAUAACCACCUUCGAUGUAAAAAAGAGCAUCUACGACCUAGCCUGUGAUAAUUUCGACACCCAAAUAGCAGUGGUGGAGAACCAAGGAUUAUACAACUCAGUGCAAGAGUCCGCCGUCAGAGUCUACGACGUAGGCCGAAGAAGAGACGACGAAGAUGAGCAGGAAGAAGACGAAGAGGACAGUAUGGAAGGGAGCGACGAUUCAGAAAAUGACGAUGGAGAUGGCGACAACAACGAUAACGACGAUAACAAUGAUGAUGAUGACGGCGACGAUAACGAUAACGACAGCGACGCAGAGAGUUGGACGAGUCUGUCAAGCGGUGGGUCAGGAGACAAUUUAGAUUUUGGCGCCUUACUCGCGUCACUGUGAGCCCUAUAGAAGUUCUGGAAAUGUUUCUAUUUUUCCUCGUUAUAUCUGUAUGAGGGAGGUGAUUUUUUGAUAAACGUAAAAUGAGUGAUUUUGUAUUGUAUAUAUGAUGUAAUCAUUGAGACCUAAAAGUUUUGAGCGUUUUGCAAAUUCCGUACAGAUUUAAUAUUUAUAUAAAAGAUUUAAACUUAUUUUUUGUAUUUAUAAAAACAAUUUUGUAAUUAUUUAUUUAUGUAAUUUUCAAUCUGGUUAUAAAACAGAGCAUAGGUAAUCAAUAUUAUUGUUAUAUUGCUUCAUCUUAUGCAAUAUUAUCAAUAUGUUGCAUGAUAUUUUAUAUUUUGUAAUAUUUUCAUAAAUAUUUGCACAAUAAUUGAAAUUGUGUAAUACUAUUGUGCAUUUAUUGCACAAUGAUGCAUAUGGGGCUGUAUUCUAACCAGCUCUUACGACAGUAGUUCUUAUAAAGUUAUUGUGCAACUUAUCAUGCAUAGUGAGAGUAUUUUGUUGCACAUUAAUGGAUGUUGUGCAAUAAUGAUUAAUAUUUUCUACAAUAAUCAAACUUGUAGAAUCUAUUAUACAUUUUUGCAUAAUUAUGACUAAUUUAUUGCACACUUUUUAAUAUUAUUCAAUAUUUACUCAGAUUGCAAUAUAGUUCAGACUAAUCGAUCUUGGACAAUAUUGUCAUCGGUAUAUUGAACAAUAAUUUAAAAAAAUGUAAGAAUACUUGGUUUGGGUCAGUCGAUUUGGCAAAAUUUCAACGGAAUAUAAAAUUUUACUUCUUAUUAUAUAUCGUAUAUUUCUACCUAUUUUUUUCUCGUUCUGGAGAAAUGGUUAUUUCAAUAGAAAAUGAUACAAAGAAAAUUUGAAAUUUACGAAAAAAAAAUAGAAGAGUCAUUAGAUUUAAUUAUUAUUACUUUGUAAAUAUUUUAAACCCCUUUUUGUUACGCUUUUUGAAUACUUCCUCGAAAAGGCUUAUUUUUCUCUUAUUUUGUAUUAGAACUGAUAAUACUAAUGCAGAACUUGACUUCUGUUUCUGAAAGAUCAACAGUGAAUCAAACGUUGUGCAAUAUAUCGAUGAUAAUAUUGGUUCUCUGGGAGCCGCUUAUCCAUCUUUGUUAUAUCCAAAUUAAAUCAUAUAUGUUGCUUGGUCUUGUUUAAUUCAUAGAUCAUAUCUCUAUUGUUUGUCAUCUGUCAUUUGUCAUCAUCAGUACAUUCUCAUGAAACCAUCAUAAUCUUCACAGUUGUUAAUUUUAUUAAAUAUUUUAUUAUUUCUCAAUUUUAAGCAUUGUAAACCUAAUUCUUAAGACAAAAAAUAUCAAUCAAUCAGGACCGUUCUGUUGAACAUUUUACCUAAUUGUUAAAUUUGAACUGCGUUCGUAGAUGCUAUUACUAUAUUUUGAGCCAACCUUUUCGUAUGACUUCACUUUCGAUGGAUGUUCCUCACCAUUAUCCCAACAGUUUAGAUAAAUAUACCACUAUUUCGUCAAAUUUUGGACACUUAAAAACAAAUGAUUAUUUUUCUUCUCAUUGAUAACUGUUUGCCACAGUGUCACGUAACGCAGUGCCACUAUUUCCCAUUGUCUCACUCCCAUUUUCUCCAGAUCUUCUCUGACUGCAUCUUUACCUUUUUCUAGGCCGUCCUACAGACCUUCUCCCAUAACGCGUAUCACAUGCCCUGUCCAUCUUAGACUAUUGGCCUUGAUAUAUCUGACUAGAUUUUACUUUCCGAAGAGCCAGAAGCCGCUACAGAUAAAAUGUUUUACCAACCCAUUAUUCAUUCAGUAUUAGUCGACGGAUAUUAGUACAGUUAAAAUAAUUAAGACGAUAACUUUACGAUAAUGAUUUAAUGAGUGCAAUUUAAAGUUUUUCUACUUUAAUGACAAAAAAGCAAGCUCAUGCAAGCUCGUGGUUCAUUAACAGAACCCAAUUAAAAAUUAUUUUGAACAUUAUUAUAUUUUAAUUGGCAAAAUGUUAUUGUAUCUGCGCCUUCAUUCGUUUGUCACGCUGUCUCUGCAAGGCCAUACAUAUAUCACUCGAAGAAUUUUACGUUCCCACACCAGCAAUUUGUUUAUUGUACCCUCGGAGAUCGCUGGGAAAAUGUACACUCAAAAUAACAAAAUUCAGUUUGGCAACACUGUGUGAAUGUUGAUAGUAACAUAUCGCUUUUAAGAUAAACAGAACUGUAAUUUAGUUCAGACAAAUUAAUAUAUUUUUUUGCCAACAAAAAUGAGAUUUUUCAACCAAAUAAUGUUUCAAAUAUGAUGUGCAAAAUAAUUUUUAAUUGGGUUCUGUUAAUGAGCUUGCUUUUUUUGUCAUUAAAGUAGAAAAAACUUUAAAUUUCACUCAUUAAAUCAUUCGUAAAGUUAUCGUCUUAAUUAUUUUAACUGUACUAAUAUCCGUCGACUAUUUCUGAAUGAUUAAUGGGUUGGUAAAACAUUUUAUCUGUAGCGGCUUCUGGAAUGUCUUAAAAAUAUCGAAUUUCAUUGAUAAAAUGCGCAUAUCCCACCGAUCUUCGCUUCGAUCAUACUUACUUUUUUGUUAGCGUCCAUGUUUUGCUUCUAUACGCGACUGCUGGUCGUAUUAUAUCUGGAUUUUUGCACCUUGUGAGAGAAGACAAAAACCAUGUUCAUUGUCAUCUAUACAUUCAGUAAUCUAUGAAAUAUGCUAUUAACUAUUUCUUUAUUAAUGCCAAACCUAACUAGGAAACGCAAAGUUCUUGAUCAAAAGUUUUAGUAACAUUUUUCAUAACCGUCCUUCAGGCUAGAAAUGAUAUGUUGAGUUAUUGUCUUCCAAAAGUUGUCGGAUACUGCCAAAUUUCUUUUUCCUAAAAUGAUUUUUAUGAUAAUUUUAAAGGUAUCAAACCGCUCAAAACUUUACUGUAAAAAGUUGGUGUUUUGUAACGAGUUUUCCUUAAAUUGUCGGCCGUACAAGGUUUUCCUUUGUUUUAUUGUAUGAUUGUAUGUAAUUGUUUAAUUUUGUAAAUAGAGCUUGUAUCUAAGAUUAAAUUAUGAACAAGUGACGUACUUUUAAUACCUAGUUGAAAAAUGUUAAGAGGAAGUCAAUAAAACUAGUUUGUAUUA